AUGAUCCGAUUGCCGACUCGGACUGUUCUCCGGCGUGUGGGACUGACGUCGCUAGCGAAAAGUUCCUAUGCAUCAGUUUCUAGCAAAGGGAUCACUACGCAGCAAAAGGAGAUUGUGAAAGCUACAGUUCCGGCCCUUGAAGAACAUGGAGUUACGAUCACCACGCUCUUCUAUCAGCGUAUGCUGGCGGCACAUCCAGAGCUCAAAAAUAUCUUCAACACUGCUCAUCAAGUCACUGGUGAACAACCCGCAGCUCUAGCCCAUGCCGUGUGGGCGUACGCAGUGAACAUUGAUCAUCCCGAGGCUUUAGCAGCAGCUGUCUCGCGUAUUGGACAUAAGCAUGCCAGUUUGGGAGUCACGGCCGAUCAAUACCCCAUUGUCGGCCAACACUUGCUCGCCGCAAUCAAAGAGGUUCUGGGGCCCGCUGCCAACGAGGAAGUGCUCGAUGCGUGGGCAGCAGCCUACCAGCAGCUGGCGGAUAUCUUUAUCAACUUUGAAGAGAAUCUCUACCAGCAGAACAUGAAGACACCCGGCGGCUGGAAAGGAUGGCGGAAAUUUUAUAUUUCUAAGAAGGUCCCGGAGAGCGACGAGAUCAUUUCCUUUCAUCUUACUCCAUCGGACAAGGGUGGCCUGCCAACAUACAAGCCUGGCCAAUUUGUUAGCUUGCGCCACUACGUGCCCGAGCUAGGUUCAUACCAACCCCGACAGUACAGCCUGUCUGACGCCCCGAGCGGGGACCACUUCCGGAUCUCCGUCAAACGUGAAUUUGCUGCCGAUUCGAAACCAGCCGGGCGCAUCUCGAACGUUCUACACGAGUCUCUCCCCGAAGGCGCUGAGUUGGAUGUGAGCAUGCCAUUCGGUGACUUCGUUCUUGAUAUCAAUGCAACUACUCCGGCAGUCCUAAUUAGCGGUGGUGUGGGACUUACGCCUAUGAUGUCCAUGCUGAAGAGCAUCGUUAAUCAGCAAGGUCAGUCGCGACAAGUCAUGUUUAUCCAUGCGGCGCGUAAUGGUCGUGUUCACGCCAUGAAGCAUGAUCUUGUGCGGACAGUUGCCGAAAAUCCGUCCGUCAGCCGCUUGGUGUUCUAUGAAGAAGCCACAGAAAAUGAUACGCAGGGUCUGGACUAUGAUUACAUAGGACGAGUAGACUUGGGCAAAAUCAAGGACAAGGCCCUUCUUCCGGACGCGGACUACUAUAUCUGCGGGCCGCAGCCUUUUAUGAAGGCUCAGAGCCAGAGCUUGGAGGCCUUGGGAGUUAAACCUGAUCGCAUUCACAUGGAGGUUUUUGGCUCUCCACAUGACUGA
Messenger RNA from Penicillium riverlandense, 1302 nucleotides. RefSeq names its product NO-inducible flavohemoprotein. The coding region runs from base 1 to 1302 and encodes 433 amino acids. Gene Ontology annotation, cellular component: intracellular anatomical structure. Gene Ontology annotation, biological process: nitric oxide catabolic process; cellular response to nitrosative stress. The transcript has a single exon. Lineage: Eukaryota; Fungi; Ascomycota; Eurotiomycetes; Eurotiales; Aspergillaceae. Gene Ontology annotation, molecular function: FAD binding; heme binding; nitric oxide dioxygenase [NAD(P)H] activity. The record is from RefSeq and is a predicted model, not a curated record.